AUGAGUUGGCUAAAACUUCAUCCCCUGUCUUCUCUGAAUACUGCUUCGCAGGCCGGGUCGGAUAGUGACGACAAAACCAAUGAAUCCGGAAACUGCUCAGACGCCGAGUCCACAUACAGCAACGAAUGCGCGUCUAACCAUGGAUAUGGCACGGAUGAUACUCUUGCUGUUACUCAGGUGUUGGAACAGCAUGGUAUUCCUUGCUGUCUGGUUGGUAUAGCUGCCCUCGUUUUCUACGGCGCUGGCAGAGUUCGUGAUGACUGGGAAAUUUGCGUUCCAACAGAGCUCGUGGGCCAGGCAGCAGAGCUACUACAAUCAGAACCAUAUGCAACACACUAUCGCCUAGUCAAACCGUGGCCCUAUUACAGUCCCUGCUCUCUAAUCCACACAUACCACCGGUUCAAAAGCAGAGGGAUUAAUCAUUACUUCUUCCUUGUUCCUUCGAUCGACAUGCAUAUUGACUGUGACCCUUCCAACUUCACACGCAGUCCCAGAGGGUUGCCGUAUCCCAAGCUGGAUGUCUUUAUUCAAAGCUGUUUAGACACCUGUGACAUGCUUCAGCUUUGCGAUGUUAUAGAUGGUACCAAUGUUUCAGAGGAAUGGGGCGAGAAUAACCUUGACCUUGAGGGUACUAACGAUGUAGAAUGGGCCGAAGAAAAGAAUAAGAGGGGAGAGGAGUUUGGCGGAAAGUGGGCCCAUGCUGUGUUUGCCUGGGAAGGACGGAAAAACAAACGGGAGAUGUGGCAGUCGUUGGUGUGCACCAAGGAGGACAGGUUGGACUGGACAAAACCAAAGGAUGUCUUUAUAACUCAAUAUCGUGUUAUAGGCGCGCCUGAUCCCUGGACAGAGCUAUCUGACAUGUCUUAA
This is a messenger RNA of Aspergillus chevalieri, 867 nucleotides long. RefSeq lists its product as uncharacterized. Lineage: Eukaryota; Fungi; Ascomycota; Eurotiomycetes; Eurotiales; Aspergillaceae. The record is from RefSeq and is a predicted model, not a curated record. The transcript has 2 exons. Bases 1 to 867 code for a protein of 288 amino acids.